UUGAAUAUUAGGUAGAUCUAGGUAAAGUGUGAAAUGGACGCUCAAUCGUCAGGAACUUUGCAGUCACCAUCGACUUACUCUGGCUCUUCAAAGACCGGCAGCACUAGAUCCGGGGAGACUGACAAGGCAGAAGUGGACCUUACUAAGGACAAUGCUGCAUCUCCCAUCGACCUGGAGUGCCACAUUCAAGCAGAGCGUAUCACCAAGAUCCUGGACGAAGCAGUCUACAAGACCAAGCUGGCCCUUUGCCUUCCGAACCUCGUGCAAGAGUACAGAACCCUCAGCUCCAUAUUAACCCCUCAGCAUAUGGACGACCUUAUAUUCAUAUUCGAACAGUAUGAUAAUCCUCUCUUCUCGACCAGUUUGUUGAAUAUGGCAGCUAUGGAGGACAUUAAAGGGGGUGACGUAUCGUUAAAGAACCGCCUCAACCCUGAAUUGGGUCAUCUGAUGUACAUCAUGAAUAGUUAUCCUGCACUUCGACCCAAAGUAGAAGAAAUGAUUCAGGAGAUGAAGGAUGAAUUCACGGAGGCUGGUGAGGCAAAACAGCUGUCUCCAGGGCUAGAGUACCUGCAGGUUCUGGAACACUUCCGUGACCUGAUGGUGCGACAGAUGAACACCAGUGCAGCGGAGGAGCUCACUGAGAAGCUAAACACGAGGAAACUGGAGGCCUCUAAUGAAAAGCUGAUUGCGAAAAUACGAGAGUACACGGAUAAUUUAAAAGCAGAGAGCCAAAAAUUCGAAGAGACAAUGGCAAUGAAAGCUGACAUCAUAUCGAAGUUGGAAAAAGAGCUGGCUGUACUGAACUUCGAGGCGGAUGUCAAGCUCAAGAAGAAAAUCUUAGAUUCAGAUCGCCAAAUGGUAUUAGCGACUCGCGCUCACAUAGUCAAGAAUGAGCUGCUAAAAGAGGAGGAGGUAGAAUCCAAGGAAAUGUAUGAAAACUUGCUCAGAGCGCACCUCAUUGAAGAAAAGAAUCAACGGGCGCGGAGGUUCAAAGUGGAGACGCAAUUGCUGUCGUGGCUGCAGAAGUACGAUCUUGAGAUGGGAGAUAAGCAAGUGGAGUUGGACGAGUUCACUGAGAAAUAUGACGAUGAGCUGGAGAAAUGCGACAAUUUAGAGAUCAAAUUGGCCGAGCAGGACAAAGAAUACAUUCCAUUGAUGGCGGAGAGAGAGGAGGAAUACCACCAAGAGAUGACGGCGAAGAUGAACAAGUUCAUCGUAGAGCACGCCGCGAGGGUCAUCCAGAGUGCUUGGCGAGAAGUGCUGGCCAACAGGGCCGAGAAGAAAAAACUCAAGAAGAAACAGAAGCAAAUGCAACUUGCUCAAGAGCUUGCCGAGAGAAGGGCAGCCGCGCAGGCCGCCGCCGAGAAAAAGGCAGCCAAGAAGGAAGCCAAAGGGAAGAAGUGAUUGCUAUGCUUGUACGAUGGGUGCAACACAAGGAUGUCCUUAUUCACCAGAUGUAUUUUACAUUUUUUUUAUUCUUUGAGGAGUAGAAAAAUCGUCAUGGAUGCGUCAGGUAUACUUGAUUCUACUGGCAUUGUUUCCCAAAGAUUAGAAUUACAAAGAUAGGGGUUUUGGUGCGUAAAGACAAACGAAUACCAGCUGACGUUAAUGUACCACGUUACGCAGUGCGCAGCAUAAAGUAUUUCAACAAUAUUUGACUUCUGCGUUGGUGUGUUGCGUUCAUACGUAGGUAUCUGCGUUCAUACGUACCAAUAGGAAUCUCUAUCUUUUAUGUUAGGUAUCUACUCUCGUUCUAGCAGUUUGCAGAA
Molecule: messenger RNA, 1769 nt
Organism: Maniola jurtina (meadow brown)
Lineage: Eukaryota; Metazoa; Arthropoda; Insecta; Lepidoptera; Nymphalidae
Product: dynein regulatory complex protein 10-like
Exons: 12
Coding region: 34-1404 (456 amino acids)
Source: RefSeq, a predicted model, not a curated record